CACCACGACCCACCACCAUGAGGGAGAUCGUGCACAUCCAGGCGGGUCAGUGUGGAAACCAAAUUGGAACCAAGUUUUGGGAAGUGAUCAGCGACGAGCACGGGAUUGACCCGGCCGGAGGCUACGCGGGUGACUCAGCUUUGCAGCUGGAGAGGAUCAGCGUCUAUUACAAUGAAUCAUCCUCCCAGACGUAUGUACCCAGAGCAAUUUUGGUGGACUUGGAACCUGGAACUAUGGAUAGUGUUCGAUCUGGCCCUUUUGGACAACUCUUUCGGCCUGAUAAUUUUAUCUUUGGACAAACAGGUGCUGGAAAUAACUGGGCCAAAGGACAUUAUACUGAAGGAGCAGAACUUGUAGAUUCAGUGCUUGACAUUGUGAGGAAAGAAUGUGAACACUGUGAUUGUUUGCAAGGAUUUCAGCUCACUCAUUCUCUUGGAGGAGGAACAGGUUCUGGGAUGGGAACUCUUCUCAUCAGCAAAAUUCGAGAGGAAUAUCCUGAUAGGAUAAUGAAUACAUUUAGUGUCAUGCCAUCUCCCAAAGUGUCUGACACUGUGGUAGAACCAUAUAAUGCCACUCUCUCAGUCCAUCAGCUGGUUGAAAAUACAGAUGAAACCUACUGUAUUGAUAAUGAAGCCCUGUAUGAUAUUUGCUUCCGCACUUUGAAGCUUACCACUCCAACAUAUGGAGAUCUCAAUCAUUUGGUGUCUGCUACAAUGAGUGGGGUGACAACAUCACUGCGUUUUCCUGGCCAACUAAAUGCAGAUUUACGCAAGUUGGCAGUAAAUAUGGUUCCAUUCCCACGCUUACAUUUCUUUAUGCCUGGAUUUGCUCCUUUGACUGCCCGAGGCAGCCAGCAGUACCGAGCACUUACAGUCCCAGAGCUCACUCAGCAAAUGUUUGAUGCCAAAAACAUGAUGGCAGCCUGUGAUCCAAGACAUGGACGAUAUCUGACAGUGGCCACAGUCUUCCGAGGUCCCAUGUCCAUGAAAGAAGUUGACGAACAGAUGCUGGCCAUCCAGAACAAGAACAGUAGCUACUUUGUAGAAUGGAUCCCAAAUAAUGUCAAAGUGGCUGUUUGUGAUAUAGCACCUCGUGGCCUCAAGAUGGCCUCUACCUUUAUCGGAAACAGUACCGCCAUUCAAGAGCUCUUCAAAAGAAUUUCAGAGCAGUUCUCUGCCAUGUUUAGGAGAAAGGCUUUUCUUCACUGGUUUACUGGUGAAGGUAUGGAUGAGAUGGAAUUUACAGAAGCAGAAAGCAACAUGAAUGAUCUUGUUUCUGAGUACCAACAGUACCAAGAAGCAACAACAAAUGAUGGAGAGGAAGCAUUUGAAGAUGAUGAGGAAGAAGUUAAUGAAUAAAGUUAAUACAAUUCUCAAGUCUGAAGUGUUUGCUUUAAUGCUAACCAUUUGCAUAACAUUAAGAAUACCAUAGAGCUUAAUUUUCAAAGGAUUAAUUUAGUCAUUUUCUUUAGAAUGGAUUGUGAAUGCUUUGCAUCAAAAGUAAAGCUAAGGCUUCCCCUGAUGUAUUUACUUGCUCAAGGGGGCUGCGAGAACAAGUCUCUCUCUCUCUCUCACACACACACACACACACUCCCUCUCACGGCCCAAUUUCUAUAAAAUAAGCAUUAUCCCUUCCAUAUUCACUGGGUAGAAUCUUGACCAUUUAAAAGUAGUCAUAAACCUAUUAAGUGUAAUUUAUAAAUUACAUAGGCACCCCAGUUAUAUAAUGGGUUCAUGAGCGCUCUUCAUUUGACUUGGUGUUAAUGCAUACAAAAUUUAUAUUGAAAUAAUUAAGUAAUUGUAUCCAGCUUCUUGAAAGAAAUUGAGAUUUUUUUUUUCCUUUUAAGGUAUAUAUAUAGUAUAUUCCCCUCCCACAUCCAACUGAAACAAUUCACACCACAAUCCUAUGCACGGUUAUUUGAAAGUAAAUAUUUCUUACUCUAAAUGAGAUUUAUAUCCAAGUAAAAUGUGUUUCAGAAUUGCAGUGUUACUAUGUCUUUGUUGUUUUGUACCAUGUAUUG
Notechis scutatus (mainland tiger snake) is the source of this 2020-nucleotide messenger RNA. It is a transcript of the gene TUBB6, whose product is annotated as tubulin beta 6 class V. Lineage: Eukaryota; Metazoa; Chordata; Lepidosauria; Squamata; Elapidae. Gene Ontology annotation, molecular function: GTP binding; structural constituent of cytoskeleton; GTPase activity. The record is from RefSeq and is a predicted model, not a curated record. Gene Ontology annotation, cellular component: microtubule. Gene Ontology annotation, biological process: microtubule-based process.